Molecule: messenger RNA, 1634 nt
Organism: Andrographis paniculata
Lineage: Eukaryota; Viridiplantae; Streptophyta; Magnoliopsida; Lamiales; Acanthaceae
Product: branched-chain-amino-acid aminotransferase 2, chloroplastic-like
Exons: 11
Coding region: 266-1438 (390 amino acids)
Biological process (GO): branched-chain amino acid metabolic process
Molecular function (GO): branched-chain-amino-acid:2-oxoglutarate transaminase activity
Source: RefSeq, a predicted model, not a curated record
GUAUUGAAUCAUUUAUUAAUUUUGGUACGGCUAAAAAAGAGAGAAUAAUAUCCUCUUUGAAGGGAAAACCUGUCUAUAAAUAUAGCUAGCUAGAGCUUUAAUUGAUUUUGUGGGAACUGAAGUAUCGAUAGUAGAGUUUUGACGAUCUUUUCGGGUGAUUGUGAUUCUGAUUGUACCUUUUUUGUUGGAUUUUGUUGUGAUUGGGAUAGCUUUUGCAGAGAAUUGAACUAACACCGCCGCCUCGUCGGAGCUGUCACCGCCGGUCAUGCUGAUUCAGAAGAGUGUUUGUCUCAGAAUACUGACUCGUUCGAGUUAUCACGCAUCAAAGAUUAGAGCUGCCAAUUUUGGUACUCAAGCGGCUGCAUCUUCCCUGCCAGAGCCUUACGCACCGUCAAGCUUCAGAUUGAAUGACAACGAUGAAUACGCACCCGUGGAUUGGAACAACUUAGGGUUCGGUUUGAUGCGAACCGAUUAUAUGUACAUGAUGAAGUGCGGGAAUGACGAGGAGUUCGAAUUCAAACAAGGCGAGAUCAGUCCUUACGGUAACGUCGAAUUGAGUCCUUCUGCAGGAGUGUUGAACUACGGUCAGGGAUUGUUCGAAGGCACGAAAGCUUUCAGAAGAGUAGACGGAGGCAUCUUCCUAUUCCGCCCCGAAGAAAAUGCAAUUCGGAUGCAAAUCGGCGCGGAACGGAUGUGUAUGCCUUCUCCCUCUGUUCGUCAAUUCGUCUCUGCUGUGAAACAAACUGCUCUGGCGAACAAGCGAUGGAUUCCUCCCCCUGGCAAAGGAUCACUCUACAUUAGGCCUCUGCUGAUCGGCAGCGGACCUGUUCUAGGACUAGCGCCGGCUUCGGAAUACACGUUCUUAGUGUAUGCUUCCCCUGUUGGAAACUACUUCAAGGAAGGCACUGCGCCGCUCAACUUGUACGUCGAAGACGAGUUUCACCGCGCCGCCCGCGGCGGCGCGGGCGGCGUCAAGACCAUCACCAAUUAUGCACCUGUUUUGAAAGCUAUAAGCAAGGCAAGGGACCGAGGAUUCUCCGACGUCUUAUACCUCGAUUCUGUUAACAAACGGAACAUCGAGGAGGUCUCUUCUUGCAAUGUCUUCAUCGUCAAGGGAAACACUCUGUCGACUCCGGCGACAAAUGGAACCAUUUUGAAAGGAAUCACGCGUAAAAGUGUCAUGGAAAUUGCUUACAUUCUCGGCUACGAGGUCGAGGAGCGCUGUAUCUCGAUAGAGGAACUGAUGGAAGCUGAUGAAGUGUUCUGCACCGGAACAGCAGUCGGCGUCGCGCCUGUAGGAAGCGUUACGUAUAAGGGCAGCAGGAUCGAUUAUAAACUCAGCUCGCCUCUGGUGUCGGAGAAGCUUUAUUCAAGAUUGAUCGCGAUACAAAACGGUGUUGUCCCGGAUACUCAAAGAUGGAUGAUCCAAAUCGAUUGAAGAAUGUCACUCCAUCGUGUUUACUUUUUAAGAUAAAAUUAUAUAUUUUUUGAAAAUUCAUCAAUAAUGUAAAGGUUCCUAAUGUAGUGAAUGUCUAUAAUGGUAUAGACUAGUGUCACAUUUAAGUAAAAAUAAUGAAAUACCAAAUUUUAAUUGAAAUAAUAUGAAUGCAACAUAUAAAUUAAAUAAAUAAUAA